Messenger RNA from Armigeres subalbatus, 696 nucleotides. RefSeq names its product oocyte zinc finger protein XlCOF14-like. The transcript has a single exon. Lineage: Eukaryota; Metazoa; Arthropoda; Insecta; Diptera; Culicidae. The coding region runs from base 1 to 696 and encodes 231 amino acids. The record is from RefSeq and is a predicted model, not a curated record.
AUGGACAUCGAAGCCAUCGCUUUGCCAACACCGAAAGAAUUCAUUUCACUUCAUGGGUGGAUGCUUUCUCAGCUCAAUUUGAGUAAGAUCGUUUCACCCCAUUUAUCUGCCGAACAGAACUGUAAGUCUGUUCUGAAGUACAUCGACAACUUCCCUUGGGCUGCAGAUGCAAAAGAAAGUGUUGAAGAAUAUAUUGAAAUGCCAGUAACAACAUGCCUUUCGCCAACGAAUUCCUCGUCGUCAUCGUCAGAUCUCCAACCAGCAGCGAGCGAAGCGGAUGCUCAAGUGCUGAAAACGCCGUCCGGAUUCGACAAACGGCGACUGAAGCUAUAUAAAAACAGCGAGUUUGCUUGCGAACCAUGCGGUAGGAACUUCGGAACCAAGAGCAGCUACACUCAGCAUUGCAAGGCGUAUCACUCGGGGCCUAUGGAGCAUCGCUGCGGCCAAUGCGGGAAGCGAUUCAACACGGAGGCGAAAAUGAAGAUGCACGAGAGACUUCACACCAUGAAGGAUAAGCCGUUCAAGUGUCAGCAGUGUUCGAGCCAAUUUAUCUACAGUCAUGAUUUGAAGAGACACGAAAUGAAGCGUCACGGCCAAGGAAAUGGGUUUGUUUGCAAGAUAUGCGGACUGAAGUGCUCCAGACCGGACAUAUUGGCUCUGCAUGAAAUUAGACACACGAGGAAGACUGGAAAGUAG